This is a messenger RNA of Onthophagus taurus, 1942 nucleotides long. RefSeq names its product 6-phosphofructo-2-kinase/fructose-2,6-biphosphatase (gene Pfrx). Lineage: Eukaryota; Metazoa; Arthropoda; Insecta; Coleoptera; Scarabaeidae. Gene Ontology annotation, biological process: fructose 2,6-bisphosphate metabolic process; fructose metabolic process. Gene Ontology annotation, cellular component: cytosol. The record is from RefSeq and is a predicted model, not a curated record. Gene Ontology annotation, molecular function: fructose-2,6-bisphosphate 2-phosphatase activity; 6-phosphofructo-2-kinase activity; ATP binding.
CUAAAUUUCAUUCUCCUCCCAUGAAUUAAACAAUAAUAAGUUAAAAACAAACAAGACAACAUUAAAACCCGAUAACGUACAACAACAAAGCAUUAUUUAAGUUCGUUAAACAUAAAUUUUUGAAAUCUAAGGUCAAAUUUCACAUUAAUUAUUUUUGCAAUAAUAAUUGAGUUAUAAAUUGUUGUUAUUGCGUUCGUUUUAUAAAUUAAUUUAGUUUGUUUACACCCGCGUGUAUAUGUCGUCAUCAUAGCGUUGCUAUUAAUAAGACCUCGUACUGUGCCAUUCGCAAUUCAAAAACUUUCUUAGCCGGUAUACAUUUGAAUUAAAGUGAAUGCCUACACUCAAUCUUAAAGUGAAAUUUAAAAGAUAAGUAUCAAACGGUAAAAUAUGGAUGUGAAUGAACAGGAUGGUGAAGAUAUUUUUGAAAAAAUGCUUUUAAGGCGAAGUCAAUUGGUUCGAAAAGAAUCAAUAAGAAUUGGUGAACGUGCUAAUUAUGUCAACAGCCCCCAUGUUAUUGCUAUGGUUGGAUUGCCAGCUCGAGGAAAAACAUAUAUUUCAAAAAAACUUAGCCGAUAUCUUAAUUGGAUCGGUAUCAAUACUAAAGUAUUUAAUCUUGGCGAAUAUAGAAGACAUGCAACUUCAUCGUACCGUAGCCACGAAUUUUUUAAACAAGAUAACGCUGAAGCAAUGGCAAUUCGAACGCAAUGCGCCGUUGAAGCCCUACAAGACGUAUGUUUAUGGCUAGAAAACGGAGGGGAAGUAGCCGUUUUUGAUGCAACCAAUUCCACAAUGGAUAGACGCCGAAUCAUCCACGACAUCGUCGUAAAAAAGAUGGGUUUCAAAUUGUUUUUCGUCGAAUCGAUUUGCAAUGAUCCGAAAAUUAUCGAACAGAACAUCAAAGAAGUCAAAGUGGGCAGUCCCGAUUAUGCCGCGAUGACUUCCGACGCUGCUUUAGCCGACUUCUUACUUCGAAUACAACAUUACCAGGACCGUUAUCAACCGUUGAUGGAAGAGAAAGAGAGUGAUGUUUCGUUUAUGAAGAUUUAUAAUACCGGUGAGAAAGUGGUUGUUCAUAAACACGAAGGGCAUAUUCAAGCGAGGAUUGUUUAUUAUUUAAUGAAUAUUCAUAUUACACCAAGAACGAUUUAUUUAUCAAGACAUGGUGAAAGUGAACAAAAUUUGAUGGGAAGAAUCGGUGGUGAUUCAGAUUUAAGUCAGAGAGGUCGCCAAUAUGCAACAGCUUUAUCGAAUUACAUUAAAAAUCAAAAUAUUGAAGGGCUUCGCGUUUGGACUUCUUGGUUAAAACGGACCAUUCAAACGGUGGAAGGAGUUCCAGCUCCUCAAGAAAGAUGGAAAGCUCUUAACGAAAUUGACGCUGGAAUUUGUGAAGAAAUGACAUAUGAAGAAAUUAAAGAAAAGUACCCGGAGGAUUUCGCGUCGCGGGAUCAGAACAAGUUCGCUUACAGAUAUCCGAGGGGUGAGAGUUAUGAGGAUUUGGUUGCGCGAUUGGAACCGGUUAUUAUGGAAUUGGAAAGACAAGGAAAUGUACUGGUCGUUUCACAUCAAGCGGUUUUAAGAUGUCUUUUAGCGUAUUUUCAAAAUAAAUCAGCAGAUGAAUUACCUUAUCUUGAAGUUCCUCUUCAUACUGUAAUCAAACUAACUCCCGUCGCUUAUGGAUGUCGAGUUGAACAUGUUAAGUUACCUGUCGAUGCUGUAAAUACUCACAGGUCAAAACCUAAGAUUCCUGGAAGCAUAAGUGACGAACCUAACAUAGAAUGCACAGCCGUAAUGAGCUAAAUAUUAAGAUUAUUUAACAAUAUUUAGUUCAAUUACGCUCUGCCGAACCAAGCAGGGAAAACAUUUCUUAGCCAAUUUUCUAAUUUUUAUUCCGUUUAUAAAAAUGACGUUUUAGUGUGUUUGUUCUAAAAAAAAAGUUUUGGCC